UUUUCUUUUUCGCCUGUUUCAUAGUCUCACGUGCCAACUGGGGCUUUAGUUUGCUGCUCCAAUUCUACCCUGUUCGCAGCCAUCACCUCCCUCUCCCCUUUCCAUCACCCGCCCUCAAAUUACCAAACCCUAACCCUAAUCCUAACUCUAUUUUUGUUUAAUAUAAUUUUUGCAAAUUAAUUUUUGUCUUGAAACUUGUAAUUCUUUACACCGAACUGUAAUGCGCUGUUCUCACACACAGAGCUUCAAGACUCCAAUCUUCCACUUCGACAAUGGAGGCGUUGAAGGGAAAUUUAGAAGAAAUAGAGAUUGGGAGCUCCGUCGAGUCGUUUCAGAAGUUUUUGGAUUCGCAGAAGGAGCUCUUUCACAGUCAGAUCGAUCAACUUCAAAGCAUCGUCGUCGCUCAAUGCAAACUCACCGGCGUCAAUCCUCUCUCUCAAGAAAUGGCAGCUGGUGCCAUGUCAAUAAAAAUCGGAAAAAGACCUAGAGAUUUGCUAAAUCCUAAGGCCAUAAAGUAUAUGCAAGCUAUUUUCUCAAUAAAAGAUGCAAUCAGCAAGAAAGAAUGUCAUGUGAUAAGUGCUCAAUUUGGCGUAACAGUCACACAGGUUCGAGAUUUCUUUGCUAGUCAGCGUGCAAGAGUGAGGAAACUGGUCCGGUUAUCAAGGGAGAAGACAUCCAGAACAAAUGUAUGUAAAGAACCACAAGAAGGGGCUGCAACAAGCUCUGAUUCUAUGAUGCCUAUUAACCUGGCUCCAUUGAAUUCUGUUCACCCAGAUCCAGUUCCCAUAGGCUCUCUUGGAUGCAAUCCAGUUCCCUUAAACUCUGUCAGUCCUGAUUCGGCUCCCUUAAACUAUAUUGGGCAUGAUCCAGCUCCCUUAAACUCUAUUGGGCAUGAUCCAGCUCCCUUAAAUGCUAUUGGGCAUUCCAAUGUUGAGGAAGCACCAUCUUGCUCAACACAGGAUGACUUAAUACCUGGCUUACAUGAUUUAGACAAACAUUUUGUUGAAAAUAUUUUCUAUUUGUUGCGAAAGGAAGAAACAUUUUCUGGGCAGGUGAAACUGAUGGAAUGGAUCUUGCGAAUACGAAAUCCCUCAGUGCUAAGUUGGUUUUUAAAUAAAGGUGGUGUCAUGAUUUUGGCUACAUGGUUGAGUCAAGCAGCUGCUGAAGAACAAACAAGUGUUCUUCUUGUCACCCUCAAGGUUCUUUGUCAUAUGCCUUUGCAUAAAUCUCUUCCUGAACAUAUGUCAGCCAUAUUGCACAGUGUUAAUAGGCUGCGAUUCUACAGAACAUCAGACAUAUCAAACAGGGCAAGAGUUUUGUUGUCAAGAUGGAGUAAAAUGUUUGCUAGAAGCUUGAAGAAGCCAAAUGGUAUAAAAUCUUCUGUUGAUGAACAGGAGAUGAUACUGAAGCGGAGUAUUGAUGAAAUUAUGGGAAAUGAAUUAUGGCACUCUGAUGUUAGUAACCCUGAAAAUGCUAUUACUCUUUCUGAAAGUUCUGAAAAUAUCAGGAAAAUGGAACCCUCACAAACGUUGAAGCUUUUGCCAGCAUCAGAAGAUUCAAGUAGGAAGCACAUCCUAGGUGUAUCUUCAUCCCAUACCAGAGAACGCAGAAAAGUUCAGCUUGUGGAACAGCCAGGGCAGAAAACAGCUGGCAGAAGCCCCCAGGCUACAAAACCUGUUUCUGUCAAUCAAGGCCGCCCAAUGUCUACUGAUGAUAUCCAAAAGGCAAAAAUGCGUGCUUUAUUCAUGCAAAGCAAGUAUGGGAAAACUGGUUCCUCAUCUAAUGGACCUAAUGGUACAAAGACAGAAGGUCUUAAUAAGCCUUCAAAUACUUCAUCUGGUAAUUUGUUCCCAGCAUCUAAAGUUCCUCUUCGGCCUAAGAUUGAGGAACAGAAAAAACCAGUAAUAGUUCCCACGGUAAUUUCUAAUAAGCAAGGUCCUCUUGAUCCAAAACAUAAAAUGGGUUUGAAGGAACCUUUGGGAGAGUUUUGCAGGAGGGUCCAAAUACCAUGGCAGACACCUCCAGAGAUAAAACUCAACAAUCAUUGGAGAGUCGGCACUGGUGAGAAUAGCAAAGAAGUUGAUGUUCAGAAAAACAGAAACCGUAGAGAGAUUGAGACCAUCUAUCACACGGUCCAGGAGAUACCAUUUAAUCCCAAGGAACCCUGGGACCUAGAAAUGGACUACGAUGACACAUUGACCCCAGAUAUUCCAAUUGAACAGCCUCCUGAUACUGAUGGAUCAGAAGCACAGCUGCCCAAUAAUGAAACUGCAGCUGCAUCAGUAGCACCCUCCUUACCCCAGAUUGGUGGAGGGAGUGCUUCGGAGCCUGAUCUUGAGUUGCUUGCCGUGCUGCUCAAAAAUCCGGAAUUGGUUUUUGCAUUGACUUCUGGCCAAGCUGGUAACCUAUCAACUGAGGAUACUGUGAAGCUGCUUGAUGUAAUCAAGAGAAGUGGAAAUGGUUUAGCAGGUAGUUUAAAUGGGUUUAGUGGAAAAGUAGAGGAGAAGGUUGAAGUUUCUCUUCCGUCGCCAACACCUUCAAGUAAUCCUGGAACGAGUGGAUGGAGGCCAGAAGUUGCCAAGAAUCCCUUUUCAAGGGAAAACAGAGUCCCACAAGUCCAGACCAACAUUUACUCUAGCUUACUGCAGCCACAGAGUCAUAAUCAAGGCAGUGACUUUAGAACAUCUCAACGGCAGGCAACCAUGCAAUUGCUAUCCCAGCAACUGCAAGCAGCAAUGCCUUCCUUCUCAUUACCUCAAACAACUUCCACUAUACCAGAUAAUCGACAGCCUUCUAUGCUUCUUCCAUUGCACCAGAAUUCUUCAAUGUUACAAACAUCAGCCUCAGAAAUGGGCUUACAGAAGUACUCCUCUACAACUGGGCCUUCAUUUGCAAUGAGUACUCCAGAAAGGCGACCAGUUUCAUUUCCAAUAGCAACACCAACUCCGGUUGUUCAUUCCUCCUCUAGAUUAUCAUCUACGGGAAACAUGGGUUCAAUGCCUGGUUCCUGGAGAGCUGGACAAGGUUUAGCUUCCAAUUCAAUAUCACAAGUUAAGCAAAACAAUUACGAACCACCAUCAUAUAGAGGAUCAGUACAGCCCCAGUUACGGGCAGGUGCUCCUAAUUGGGAGAGAAAUGAGGGGUUUGAAUCCUGGAGUCCAGAGAAUAGUCCUGUUAGGUCACCGGAGUACAUUGCAGGAAGCAACUACCCAGGAUCCAGAGUAAAUUCAGGGAGGAAUUAUAAUCCUGAUAAUAGGAACAGGCAACGGAAUUAUCCAGGGCAACGGGAACUUAAUAGGAAUGGAAACAGAAGGUGGCAUUGAAGGGAGGAAGAAAAACAGAGGGUGAAACAUGAGGCUGUAAUUGGAAAUGUUGGGAUGUGGAAAUCUUCCUAUUUUUAUUGAGUUUUGACAAGAAGCAUCUAAUAUUCAUGAAUUUAUACCAUCUUCAUUCUUUUCCUCUGAA
This is a messenger RNA of Jatropha curcas, 3465 nucleotides long. It is a transcript of the gene LD, whose product is annotated as Homeodomain-like superfamily protein. Gene Ontology annotation, biological process: vegetative to reproductive phase transition of meristem. Gene Ontology annotation, cellular component: nucleus. The record is from RefSeq and is a predicted model, not a curated record. Gene Ontology annotation, molecular function: DNA binding. Lineage: Eukaryota; Viridiplantae; Streptophyta; Magnoliopsida; Malpighiales; Euphorbiaceae.